AUGGAAACCACUGCCAGCGAAAAGCAGCCCAAGCACGAGCAGACCAGCGUCUUCACGACCGAACUCCACCCCGCCGACACCCGCGAGAGCGAGAGCGACUUCGAGGGGCCUGAGCAGCACAGGCAGCAAAGCGAGGAGUUGUCGUUUGAUGACUUCAAGAGAUACCUCUUCUUCAAGCUCCAGGCCGGCUACGACAGGGGCAAGGUGAAUGUGUAUUCCGUCGCACUCUCCAGCACCGGACGCACACUAACACUUCCCAGGUAUGCCAUCUCCCUCUUGAAAAGGUUCAAGGUUAAAUACAUCGACAGGGCCAUUUUGUUCGCCUUUAACCAUCCAAUUGUUGUUACCUUUAUUGUCGUUACCUUAUUCGUUACCUCACCUGUGUUGAUUCCCUUAUCGAUAAUGUUCUUUAUCAGCGCUUUCGUCUCCUUCGUGGUCUUUGUUGGGGCCUUCGCCUUUUGGUUUGGCACAGCUUUUGUCUUGUUGCCUUUGAUAUUGACCUUGACUGGUUUGACUAUCACCUCCUAUUUGUUUGUUUCGUCCAUUUACAACUUCUACAUCUCAAACUACGAUCCAAAAUCCUUUCAAAGAUCCUUCUUGCGAAGAUUGGCAAACAAAUUUCCUCCAUCUAUUGGUACAAUCGAAGUAGAUCCUAAAAAGACCCCAAAGGAAAAAAACAAAUCGAAAAUAGUCAAUACAACCAGCAAUGUUCCAGCUUCUGUUUCAAAUAAGAACUCAAAUAACGAUUUCCAAAAUACAGCUCAAUUUCCAGCAGAAAUUGAUACCAAUUCAACUCCCCAAAAAAAUCUAUCCAUUGAUCAACUAAUUCAAUCUCAAUCUCAAGUUCAACCUCAAUCUCAACCUCCGGUUAACCCCCAACUUCAAUCCUCAAUCUCAUCUCUCUCUCCAGCUCAACAAACUGAAAAACUACUCUCUCCGACCUAUUAA
Molecule: messenger RNA, 948 nt
Organism: Ascoidea rubescens DSM 1968
Lineage: Eukaryota; Fungi; Ascomycota; Saccharomycetes; Ascoideales; Ascoideaceae
Exons: 4
Coding region: 1-948 (315 amino acids)
Source: RefSeq, a predicted model, not a curated record